GGCCAGGCUCACGCUAAGGCUCGAGAUCUUGGCCGAUGCCCGGGCUCCAGGAAGGAUCCAGGAUGAGCAGCGGGCGAGAGGAUGGUCUCGCACCUCUUGCCUACCGGCUUGGGUCGCACGUAACCUAACAGACCUCUCGGGCCUAGCGUGCCAUCGGCAUCGCCAUACCGGUCUAAUAUGGCCGCUGAUGCUAGGACCGGACCCGCGCGUAAAGAGCCAGGGCCAAGGUCCGGAGCCGGAGACCGCUCCCGGCAUUCCUCGCGGGUGUAGCGUGGGUUCCCUUCCCCCAUUUCCGGGUCCCAGGAGAGGGAGACCCUGGGGUCUUGAAGAGAGUUCUGAGGUGCAGCUGGUCGGUGCUGUACGACGAUGACAGGACAUUCCCGGGCGGUGAACCACUGGCCUGGCUGGCAAGGUGUAGAGAAAAGAUGUUGAAAGGUCAUCAGCAUCACGGCCUGCUUUCUAAGGAGCCGUUUGGGUUGAAGACAGGAUCAAUUAGGAUUUAACUGGAGACUGUCACCAUUGCAGCACGCUGAAAUCUCGAGGUAGAGCCUUGUGUCACCGAGGCAGAGCUCCGAGACAGUGUAUGUGCCUCUUAAGUUUAUCCAGGGCUAGGGGGCGUCUCUGCUGACCACUUGUACCCUUGAGCACGCAGUGAAUGCUUUGCAAACUGUUGCAGAUAACAUGGCCCAGGGCUUGAUUGAAGUGGAGCGAAAGUUUGUUCCAGGGCCUGACACAGAGGAAAGGCUGCAGGAGUUGGGGGGCAUCCUGGAGCACCGGGUCACCUUCCGAGACACCUACUAUGAUACUUCUGAGCUAAGCCUUAUGCGGUCUGACCACUGGCUGCGACAACGAGAAGGUAGUGGAUGGGAGCUCAAAUGCCCUGGAGUAGCGGGUAUCUCAGGACCCCACAAUGAGUAUGUGGAACUCACAUCGGAACCUGCAAUUGUGGCCCAGCUCUUUGAACUGCUGGGGGCUGGGGAGCCGGAGGCCGCAGGUGUGCCUGCUGUCUUGGGUCCCCUGAAGCUGCAAGAAGUAGCUAGUUUUAUAACUACACGAAGUUCCUGGAAGCUGGCCUUAUCUGGUGCCCAGGAACAGGAGCCACUGCUCCGAGUGGAUCUGGAUUCGACAGACUUCGGCUAUGCUGUGGGUGAGGUAGAGGCCAUGGUUCGUGAGAAGGCUGAAGUAGGAGCUGCCCUAGAGAAGAUAUUGAGCUUCAGCAGCAUGCUUGGAGUGCCCGCACAGGAGAAGGCACCCGCCAAGCUCAUGGUAUACCUACAGCUCUUCAGACCUCUGGACUAUCAGCGCCUGCUGGAAGCGAACAGUCCCGGCGAAGCCACAGGGGACUCGGCAUCCUGACAGCAGUUUUUGGGAGCAGGGUUCACUUUACAGGAGGGAAGGGGACUCUGGGAAGCCGCCAUCCACCCCUGGGCCCACUGGGCUCCUUCCCUUACAACAGAGCCUCCUGUCUCCAGCCCUGCCUGGUCUUUCACCCAUUCUCAGCUACCUUUCCUCGAGCCCGCCCUCACGGCUUCCCUCAUCCGUCAGAUGCAAUCUGUGGGCCGCCCCUCUCCCCUGGCCGCUAAGCAGCCUCCAUUGAUUUCCGCUCGUGUUUAUAGGAUUUCCACUUAGCCGUGAUCAGUAGUUAAGCACAGGAAAAUCCCUUGCCACCCCCCCUCCCGUGGUCGAUGCCAUUGAUUCUGCCAGCAGCUCUGAAGCCGCCUUACAGCUGAGUUAGAGAUGCGGGGAAGCGGCAGGGAUUUCCCUGCCUUGGGGUAUAAGGAAUAGCAACAAGGUGGGGAAGUGGCUGGGAACUUCUGUUAGAAAUCUGGAAAUUCUGCUGGGUCUGUCACUGUGAGCAGAGGGUAGAGUGCCCUGUAUGAUAGCCGUUUAGAGAAAAAUCUUGCUCUCCAACCCAGAGAGGGGCAGAAGGAAAAUCGUCAUUGUCAGGACAGGUUCUUGGGGUUUCAGGAAGUCAUACUUCUGUGGAGAAGGCUCUACCCUUUUGUUGCUAUGCAUUUUCUUUCUUACUAGGUCAAAAUAUGCCUUUCUGCCCACCUCAGGUUUCAUAGGCUUUCAUUAUUUGUCAGGCAGGAGGUUGUCUCUUCAGAUUGUGGUGACAAAUUCAGGGCCAGAGUGCCACCUGCUGUUAGCCCUCAGGGUUGUGUUCCCAGCUAGGGUGCAGAAAGAUUUCAGGUGAGCCCUGGCAGUUAGGAGGCAGGCUAGUUUAGGCCACAGCUUAGCAACCUGGAACUCCAUUUGGUUUGAGCUGUACAUGCCUCCCAUCUGACAAUGCACUUGGCCUAGGAUCCUCACCUGCAUGUACUGGGUGCACACACAUCCUUCUAACAAUGCACCUAGGACCCCCACCUGUACCGAGUUACAUUUCUGUCCCACUUCAGACCAUGGAAUAAGCCUCUCCUCCCCCAGCAGACAUAAAAACUCUCCACUUUUGUGGAGAGUUUUUAUUCAAACAUUUUAGAACAUACCCGAGUAUGGAAAAUAGGGAGCUGAUUGGACCUAGACGGGUUUUGGGUACAAGCAGGCUAAGGUAGACCAUGUCCUUUAGGUGAGCUUUUAAGGCAAAUCUUCUAUUUACCGUCCUGUGCCUAUGUAGAAUGAGCAUAUGACUAAAAUCAGAUGCAUCAUGGGAGGGGUCAUGCACAGUGAAGAAAGGCUUAUAGACUCCAAGCCUGUCAAUCAAAAUAGAGAACCAUUCAGAUUAUGCCACUAGGCAAUGACCUUCUCCUUCCCGUAAUUCCCCACUAGAGCAGCACCAGGCAGUGACCCUGGGCGAGGACUGUGGCCACCGCCUUUCACGGUGUAUUCUGGUUUGUACUGUCAUUUCACUUUUGAAUGAAGUUGCCUUGCUACUUGCA
Onychomys torridus (southern grasshopper mouse) is the source of this 2876-nucleotide messenger RNA. RefSeq names its product thiamine triphosphatase (gene Thtpa). The record is from RefSeq and is a predicted model, not a curated record. Gene Ontology annotation, molecular function: magnesium ion binding; thiamine triphosphate phosphatase activity. Bases 682 to 1356 code for a protein of 224 amino acids. Lineage: Eukaryota; Metazoa; Chordata; Mammalia; Rodentia; Cricetidae. The transcript has 2 exons. Gene Ontology annotation, biological process: thiamine diphosphate metabolic process; dephosphorylation; thiamine metabolic process.